Messenger RNA from Cololabis saira (Pacific saury), 4091 nucleotides. RefSeq names its product TAP binding protein like (gene tapbpl). The transcript has 8 exons. Gene Ontology annotation, biological process: antigen processing and presentation of endogenous peptide antigen via MHC class I. Gene Ontology annotation, cellular component: membrane. The record is from RefSeq and is a predicted model, not a curated record. The coding region runs from base 346 to 1641 and encodes 431 amino acids. NCBI's taxonomy places the organism in Eukaryota, Metazoa, Chordata, Actinopteri, Beloniformes, Belonidae.
UUGUGCCUGUUUCCGUAGUUACUUAUGAUGCGUUCAAUGCGGCUCCGUCAUUGGAUGAUCCUGCUAACUACUUUCACUUUUACUGCCUGCUGCGCAUGCUCUUAGCAGCCAACUAUGUACUAUCGGAGUUUAUUAUUGUUGUGAAUUACUCCUAAAUAUAUCGUUUUAUUUGGUGGACGUCAUUGAUGGAGCAAAGAAGACUUUAAAAGAAAAAAUAAUACGAGAGCAAACAAAAUACCACCGCCAUGAUGCGUUGGUAAUCCUUGAAAACAAAAGUGAAAGCACUGUGGUGCAUUUUCAAGUCGUUAUUUUAUUUUAUUUGAUGGUUGCAUAUCUUGCUUUCAGAUGAUGAUUGAAGUCAUUAUUAUUGGAUACCUCAUAUCAUACGUUCAUGCUGAUGGAGUUGCAGACGUGAUACUUUCCUGCAGUCUGGUGGAAGAAGGAGCUGGACUUGGUGGAAUGGGAGGCGGCGCUCUUUUCACCCGGACACCAGCCACUUUAGUUCUACGAGAUGUUGCAGUGGGCCCAGAUGAACCGCUUGAAACGCUUACUCCGUUUGUCCCACCUUCAGUUCCCGAUCCAGACCUCAUCCUGUUCGAGACCAAAGUGUCAUCACCAGAGAUCCCCAACGCAGACAUGCUUCUCCAUGCAGACUGCAACGACCAGGAGGUCAUCUGUGAAAUAAGUCGCUACUCUCCUCAGGGACUUCAGGGAAGUUCACAUCCAGCCUAUUUUAUGGUGUCCCUCACUGUGGAGGAACUCGAGUUCAGCACCACUCUCGUUCUGGAGAAUUUACCAGUGGAAAAGCAUCCGUCCAGUCUGAUACAAAGCAAACUGGGCCUGCCUCUCAGCGAGUCAGGGACUCUGCUGACAAAAGUGAUAUUCCUGGUGUUUUCCCCUGUAAGUUCUGUAUCUGCCCCUAUGAGACAUGAUGUGGUCCUCAACUGUGGCUUCAAGCAGCAGGAGACACCUUUAGCACAGGAAGUGGGCGUUGAGUGGCGCCUGCAGCACAGGGGGAAAGGCCAGAAAGUUCUUGAAAUGAAGACAAAACUAGAUGAUACAGAAGGGACAGUAGUUCAUUUUGACAGGAAGGGCUCGAGCAUUAAUCCUGCUGAGGUCGUGACUGAGGGGAACGUCUCUAUGACUCUGACCGGGCUCAAGGUUGUUGAUGAGGGGACAUACAUCUGCACAGUCAAUAUUGGUCAUUUCCAUGCCCAACAGGUCAUUAGACUUCACAUUAAACAACCACCCGAUGUUUCCCUCUCAAAGGAGAAAUUUGUUUUGGAAAAAAACUCAGCCCAGACAUUAAGCUGUCACUCCAGCAAAUACUAUCCACUGGACGCGCAGAUGGAGUGGUUCUCCCUCUCUCCAACAGAUGCAGAGCCUGAACUCUUUAAAAAUCAGGGCUCCCUGACCAGCCAUCGCCAGCACGGUGACGGGACCUUCUCCCUGACGUCUCACCUCAGUGUGCCUACCAGUAUUUCAGCAGGAACCAAAAUCAUCUGCAGGGUGUCCCACCCAGCGCUGGAAACGCCUAUCGAUGUCAGCGUGGUGGUUGAAAGUCCUGAACCAGAUUCUUAUUGGUGGGUCCUUGGUUUCCUGGUCAUCACUGUACUUUUCUUUUAUCAGGUCAUGAAAUAGGUCAGGCUUAGAUCAUCCUGACCUGAAAUCCAGAUGAUUGAUUGAUUUCAGAGUCAUUUUAAGUCUUUAAAUUAUUACCGAUUACGAGGGUUCUCUACACUCUUUUAGUCACCUGCUGAACUGGAAAACACACACUUCAGUGGACGGCAUGGGAAAUAACAACUCUACCAAGAAUUAAAUAAGUUAAACUCCAGGCUUUUAACACAACAAGUUCAACACAAUCUAGACUUCUCUCUUGAUCACUGAUUUAUCAUUUAUUUUUAGCCGUUAUUUUUUUCAAAAUAUCAGUGCGUUUAUUUUCAGGGGCUUGAUGUUUUAGUCUUAGUCAUGUUUGUGGAUGAUUUUGUAAUAAAUAAAGUUGGUUGCCAAGUAGAAGCAUCUCCUUCUCCACCGCCCAAUGCAGGAAUCAUCCAUCAUUGAAACUUAGAAAAAUGACAGAAAAUUAGCAAGAUAUAUUAAAUAUGUAUAAAAUGAUAAAAGUUUGAACAUACUUCCCCUUAAUUAAAAUGCACACUCAAAGGCUUUGGGGCUUAUCUAGGCUUCUGGACUUUAAUUAGAAUCUCUUUUAAAGCCUCUCAACCUCUAAAACCCCUUGAACCUAGCGGACACACACUUUUAUAUACACAUUUAUGCCGUGUAACUGGUCCAUGAAGCCAAAUGUAAUUCAAAUGGAUCAAAUAUGUUCGGCUGACUUUUGGAGACUGUUUAAAACUAUCAAUAACAUCUCUGCUUUACUUUGAUAAGAUGAAUUUGUACUAGUAAAAUUUUGGGGUCUCAAUGAAUGAUACAAUGUGAAGAUAAUGCAACUUCAAUGAAAACUGUCAAACAGCAGUGAUACAGACUGUGGAAGCUUACACUUCAGGCUUUUUGCACUGUUUUGGUACUAUUUGAAAUGUCACACUUAUCAUGUUUAUUCUUUACUUUUUGUGUGUUAUGUGUAUUAUUUACUUCCACUCUUGUAAUUCACAUUUGACAAUGAAGGAUUUUCUGACUUACGGACAUUGAUUGAGGUAUUAUCACAAACUUUUCCUGUUUCACAGUGUGGCUUCAAAGAGGCUGAGCUUUGUAGUUUAUUAUUUUACUGCUUACAGUUCUGAAGCUUGAGCCUGAAAACCCAGCCGAAACCAAAAUACUAUUCCUGGCCGUCUACCGUAUAUAUACAAACCGCAAUAUUCAGGUUUGAACACUUCCUUGGCUUUCUCCUAUUGAUCUGGUAUAGUACAUGACAGGUUUAUAAAUGUCACGGCAAACGAAAAAUUGAUCUUUGAAGUGUCGGUUCUGACUUAGCACAUAAGUGUCAUGGCUUCAUUUGUUGGCUCUAGACUUACAACAGAUUCUCUACGGCGCUUUAAGAAUAUCUCAACAAAGACAAGACAUAGUCAUGUCUCUUAUAAUCAGGUUAUCUUUACUAAAUUUCUUUGCUGACUUUAGCUGCCUUAUUUUCGGAAAUAACCAAAUUUUUACGUAAUUAUCUGAAAUCUCCUCUUCACAAACAAAUGCUUCAUGAAUUAUGGUGUAAUUAUUAUAUAUUUUUCCACAACAUUGCUUUUGUGCCUGUAUUUGGUUGUAAUAUGUAGCAGCUUGCCCUAAACUGGCAUGUGUGUAUUUGAGCUGACAGCAGUGUCAUGUUUUCAGAGGAGUGAAGCUAAAGUAUCAAAUGAUGGUUCAUUUUCCCAAAAAGGUUUAGGCUGCGACAGAAAAGUAAACAGAUUUCUUUAUUAUGAGGAGAAAAGGAAAUGGAUACAUGAGUUUUAUUCUUUUUUUUUUUUUUUACAUUUUUAAAGUGUACUCACAAAUAUGCACAGCUUUUCGAAGGUGGGGCGAUAUUCACUGAAUGUGACGAAAAGUGUUUUUUUUUUUAUGUAAGAAAUCACAUAGAAUUACAGACCUUAACUUUAACUGACCAGAAUAAUCUGCAGUGGGCAGUUAAUGUGAGAAAAUCCCUGCUCUGGGUUGUUGACAGCUGGAGCUCUUCUGUGCAGAGGAGUGACUAAACUCCCACAAGCCCAUGCACAGGACUCAUUAGCAGUUACUGUAAAUUUGAAUUUGAGUUUUUUGUUGCGCACUGGGGUCACACACUGGAUAGGUUCACAUACCUUUGUGAGAUGAGUUAUGCCAUAUUAGAUGAUCAUCUUCAAUAAAUGAAUGAAAAUUAAUUAUAGAGGUUCUCUUAAUUUAUUCAAAGAUUUUGCAUGAAAGUUGGAUGAUGUGUUUUUUACAUGUUUAUGUACAAAUGGAAAAAAAAAAGAUUCAGUCUUUCAAGCCCUGCUGUAUGUUUGUAAAUUAAAUUGAUUCAAUUUGCUACAUGAUUUCUGUUUGAUAAGAUUUAGAUAAAAAAUUUGAAUCUUGUAUUGGAAUCGGAAUGCUGUUGUAACUUUUGCUGACGUUUCAAUGAAGCCCAACAUGCUAAGAAAUGUCAGGAUGCAGUUCAGUUCAUGAUUUAUUUAUUG